Arabis nemorensis is the source of this 378-nucleotide messenger RNA. The record is from the annotation of a GenBank genome assembly. NCBI's taxonomy places the organism in Eukaryota, Viridiplantae, Streptophyta, Magnoliopsida, Brassicales, Brassicaceae.
AUGGCAACCAGAUCGAAGAGUUUUCAGUUGAUCACAGGCACAAAGAACCACCUCCUCAACGCCGUUUUCCCACGCGCUUCCUCACGCGCCACCGUUUCCGCCGCUGCUCCGUUCACUUCACGUAGGAGUGGUCAUUCCUCGGCCUAUGACAAGAACGUGGAGGAUGAAUUGCAGGCAAGUGCAGUACCUGAUGAAAUCAUAAAGCCAGAUUCUGAUAAAUAUUGGUCGCCUCAUCCUCAAACCGGAGUUUUCGGUCCCUCGACGACCGAUCACAGUCCCGCUGCAGACGCUGCACGCCAGGACUCGGCGGUACUGGAGGAGACUGCUUGGUUUCGUCCGAUAAGUCUCGAGGACUCGGACAAGACUCACCAUGUCUAA